Molecule: messenger RNA, 1943 nt
Organism: Caenorhabditis angaria
Lineage: Eukaryota; Metazoa; Nematoda; Chromadorea; Rhabditida; Rhabditidae
Source: the annotation of a GenBank genome assembly
UUGCUCCGCCAAAAAUUCAAAACCUAUUCGGGCACCGAACUUCUAUCCGAUAUAAAAGAUCUAGUUCUGGAUCAAUUCGGAUUCGACCUCAAAAAAGCCACGUCACCAUUUCUAACCCUCCGAAAGUCGCAAAAAUGGGAUUGCUCAGAUUAUACUACGGUGGAUUUCAGGGAACUGGUCCAGGCGGCCCGAAAGCCCGUGAAAUAUCUACCGGAUAACAAGUGGGCCCAUCAAUUUUUGUUGGGCAAAUUUGUUGGCGUCACUUAUGUGGUAGGUCUAAUUGCCACGUGGCAUUUUUUGUGUGCUCAGCCAAGUUUGCUCAGCUUUUUUUUCUGCAGAACUACACGGACUCUCGAAAAAUGCUCGGGGAAAUUGAGGAAAGUUGGCAUCAUUUGAACGAAAUGCUCCAUGAAUGGAGCCCAAGGGAGAUUGUGAAAAUUGGCCGGAAUCCAGAAAUUUGUAGGUUCCGCAGGCAGUGGGGAUCGAUCCCGCGACCUUUUUCUUGGAAAUUUAGAGUCUUGUGGACUUCUAGAGCCUCCUGAAGCCUCCUGAAGCCCUCUGAAGCCUUCUGAAGCCUUCUGAAGCCCUCUGAAGCCUCCUGAAGCCUUUUAGAGCCUUCUGAAGUCCUUAAAAGCCUUCUGAAGCCUCCGGAAGCCUUCUGAAGCCUCCUGAAGCCCUCAGAAGCCCCCUAAAGCCUUUUUUUUGAGUUUAGAUAAGCCCCACCCCAAAAAACUCACAAAUCCACCAAAAUCCAUCAAUUUUCCACCAAAAACUCGAUUUUGCACCCAAAAUUCCAUCAUUUUUCCUGAAAAAACACGAAAUUUCACCUGGAAAACGAAAAAAAAAGCGAAAAAAUGGAAAAAUGCCAACAAUGCGCUAAACAACAGGCAAGCCGUCAUUUAGCGGAGUGUCGUUGUGAAAAAUGCGUUUUUUUUUUUUUGAGAAAAUCGAUUUUUUAGUGAAAAUUGAUGGAAAAGUGGGAUUUUGGAGGGAAAAAAUACAUUUUAAUAGAAAAUUUAUGAAAAUUCAGGUUUUUCUGGCUGAAAUUGGAGAAAAAAAAUUGGAUUUUUAGUGAAUUUUGAGCUGAAAAUUAGUUUUUUUCUCAGAAAAUUCUGAAAAAUGCCAACAAUGCGCUAAACAACAGGCAAGCCGUCAUUCAGCGGAGUGUCGUUGUGAAAAAUGCGUCCCCUGACCCUUUGAGCCAGAAAUUUCGAGAAAAAAAUUGGAAAAAAAAUUCCGCAGGCAACGGGGAUCGAUCCCCUGACCUUUUGAGUCAGAAAUUUCGAGAAAACAGCAAAAGCCCAGCCUGAAGCUCAGCCUAAAGCUUAGCCUAAAGCCCAGCCUAAAGCCCAGUCCGGCCCGGCCUAAACCCCACCCUAAUUCCAGUAUCCCUCCAUCACGCCCUGCUCAAAUACCCAAUCGCCAAUCAAAACGGCCUAAUCCUCUCACACAUCGAUCCAGUCGCCGAACUCCUGGCCCUAAAAGCCCAGGCCGCCAGCUUAUUCUCAACGGGCCUCACCCGGCGGGCCUCCAAAAAUUAUAGGCUUCAAGUAGGCCACCAGAUUGCUCAUGUUAACAACACCCAAAAUUAUGAUUUUGUGAUAACUUCUGGAGUGCUCGAAAAACUUGGGCUCGGAAGUUUCGGCGAAGAAUUGGACGCGUGGGCCGAUCUGGACCUGCUCAAUAUUUUUCACUGCGUUUUGCGGCCCGGCGGCCUUUUAUACCUCGAAUUACCGGUCGGAAAGGAUAACAUCAUUUUCAAUGGCCUUCGGAUUUAUGGAAUUCUACGGAUUCCGAUGCUCAUCUCGGACUUCGAAUUGAUCGCCACCUUCGACUCCGAACAUCUAGAACCCUCGGAAAUUUCAGCCAAAUUCCUGUGGGAUAUCGAGAAUUUUCGGGCGGCCCGUAGAACUUUGGUUUUGCGAAAAACUGGAUUUUUAUAA